UCUGUUCCUUAAGACUUUUCCCGCGCUGUUCUCUGUAAACCAACACACAGCUGUCAGCUUGUAGAAAGCUAACGUCUCGGUGAUAUUUUAACACGACGUUGCCUCGGUACCGGAGUUGUAUGUCAUAAUGCCGUCCUCAGACUACGACCCGGCGUCUCUACCCGACUUAUUACCGCUGUACUACCGCCGGCUGUUCCCCUUCUCACAGUAUUACCGCUGGCUCAACUAUGGAGGAGUGCAGAAGAACUACUUUCAGAAUCGAGAGUUUUCCUUCACGCUCAAAGACGACAUCUACGUCCGCUACCAGUCGUUCACCACCCAGAAUGAGCUGGAGAAGGAAAUGCAGAAGAUGAACCCCUACAAGAUUGACAUCGGAGCAAUAUACAGUCACAGGCCGAAUCAACACAACACUGUGAAGUCAGGGACCUUCCAGGCUCUGGAGAAGGAGCUGGUGUUUGAUAUUGAUAUGACAGAUUAUGAUGAUGUCCGAAGCUGCUGCAGCGCUGCAGACAUUUGCUGCAAGUGCUGGACUUUGAUGACCAUCGCUAUUCGUAUCCUGGAUCGAGCUCUUCGAGAGGACUUUGGUUUCCAGCACCUACUGUGGGUUUAUUCUGGCAGAAGAGGAGUGCAUUGUUGGGUGUGUGAUGAAGCAGCCAGGAAGCUCUCUGUAGCAGCUCGCUCUGCUGUGGCAGAAUAUCUCAGCCUGAUCAAGGGUGGUGAAGAGACGGUGAAAAAAGUAGUGCUGACGGAUCCAAUUCACCCUUUCAUCAGAGAGUCUUUAGCAGUGGUGGAGCGCUACUUUCCCAGAUAUGCACUACAGGAGCAGGACAUACUCGGCCGCAAGGAGUCUGUAGACAAAGUGUUGUCGCUCGUCCCUGAAGAUGUAAGGAAAGAGCUACAGCAGGAUUUCCAAAAUGAGAAGAAGCCAGAGAGUCGUUGGAAGCUGGUCAGGGACCAAGCCACUAAGAAGCAGGCUACUGCCAAAAAGGGCCAGUACUUUGAAAAAGAAAUCAUGCUGCAGUAUUGUUACCCGCGGCUCGACGUGAACGUCAGUAAAGGCGUGAACCAUCUGCUGAAGAGUCCUUUCAGCGUCCAUCCCAAAACAGGACGCAUCUCUGUUCCCAUUAACCUCAAAGAAUUAGAUGUGUUUGAUCCUUUUGCUGUACCCACAAUCAGCCUGAUCUGUGAGGAGUUGGAUCGUCCCAGGGCGGGCGAAGAUGAAGAGAAAUCGGAGGAAUCUAAGGACAAGGAAAAUGAGAAGGAUGCAGCAGAGAGGCGGAAGAUUAGAGAUUACAAGCGGACUACCUUGGCAAAGUAUGUGAAAUACUUUGAUCAGUUUCUCGAUGCGAUGGCUCGUUCAUGGAAAGGAGAACUUCUCAGAAAGAGUGAUCUUCAGAAAGAAUUCUGAACUGGACCACCAAUCAGAAAAUGACACCUAAAGAGAGACUGCUUACAGCUUUUUGUUACUUCUUGGGCUGGUGAUGCAGACUUGGGCUUCAUUUUAUGGUGUAAGGGUGACAUUUUUCUGAUGGACAAUAAUUUCAUCCAAAUCUGUUUAUUAUUAUUCUCCUAUUUGGCAGUAAUUUCAUACUAAAAUGCCAGUUUUCUAUUGUUUUUCUACCUGUUGCCCUACUAUCUGCUGUUGUACAGGCAUUUGUGAAAAUAAAUUUGCUAUCUUGUAAAAA
Amphiprion ocellaris (clown anemonefish) is the source of this 1685-nucleotide messenger RNA. RefSeq names its product DNA primase subunit 1 (gene prim1). Lineage: Eukaryota; Metazoa; Chordata; Actinopteri; Pomacentridae. The transcript has 13 exons. The coding region runs from base 128 to 1408 and encodes 426 amino acids. Gene Ontology annotation, cellular component: alpha DNA polymerase:primase complex. The record is from RefSeq and is a predicted model, not a curated record. Gene Ontology annotation, biological process: DNA replication, synthesis of primer.